Amphiprion ocellaris (clown anemonefish) is the source of this 1650-nucleotide messenger RNA. RefSeq names its product MORN repeat containing 5 (gene morn5). The record is from RefSeq and is a predicted model, not a curated record. The transcript is spliced from 5 exons. Lineage: Eukaryota; Metazoa; Chordata; Actinopteri; Pomacentridae. The coding region runs from base 88 to 558 and encodes 156 amino acids.
CUUAACCGUUGUGUUGUCUCGUUUAGUCACUACUGGUUUAUAUUUCUUUUACAAAAGCGACAAGGGCGCCAGCAAGUCAGUAUUUUAAUGGAGCUAAUAGGAAGCAGCUACAAAGGAGAUAGUAAAAAUGGCAGGAUGGAAGGUGUAGGAGAGUACACCUUCUCCACAGAUACUAAGUAUGUAGGAGAGAUGAAAGAUGGGAUGUUCCAUGGCAAAGGAGUGCUGCACUUUCCAAAUGGAAGUAAAUAUGAAGCCGAAUGGGAGAACGGCAUCGCCAAACAGGGGUCAUUUACGUUUGCUGAUGGUCUGCAGUAUCAGGAGAAGGACUGGGACUAUUGUGAUGGUUACGACAGGCGUUUCUACAGCGAGCGGUGCAACGGGCUCAGACCGGCAGGAGAAUCUCAGAUGUCUGAUGUUCAUCCUCCAAGAGUCAUUCCUGAUGGAUGUUACGACUGUGGAGACGGUUUCUAUGACCCCAAAACAAGAGUCGUCACUUCCUACACUGGCAGAUUCCUGAGGAAUGCAGGGUCGUGGGGAGCUGGAGUCUAUCCCAGCUGACUUAGGGUGAAGACAGAGGACACCUGGACGGCAACAGUGACGGUGCGCAUUGCUCUUCACAGAACAGGAAUCUGGCAAAAAGCCAUAGACUGAGCAGCAGGUAUACCAUCGCCUCGAUGUCCUCCAUUGUUGUGUUGCAUUUGUGUCGCAUACAAAUGAUGCUAAGGGACUUCAGGGCCACCGUGCUAUGACGACUCCACCCACCAUGAGGUGGUACUCAAUUGUAAUGGAAAACGACCUAAACCGAGUAGGUGCUAGCGGAAAAGCGCAUUUAUACAGACAAACAAUCACACUCGCAUUCACACUUACAGAAAAUUUAGAGCUACCAAUUAACCUGAGCAUGUUUUUGGACUGUGGGAGGAAACCCACACAUGUACAGGGAGAACAUGCAAACUCCAUGCAGAAAGAUCCUGGGAAGGCCGGGGCGCAAACCAGGGAUCUUCUAGCUGCAAGGCGAAAGUGCUAACCACCAAGUCACUGUGCAGCCAAAGGUCAAAGUCUUGUAUUGAAUUUGUUUGAGGGAGGACCACUUUUUCCUUGCCCUUUUUUAAACUACAACUCUGAGAUCAUACAGCGAGGCUAUAAGAGGAAAGUAUUUAUAAGAAUGAACCCAUAAAGCAAUAUUAAAUGCAUUAUCUCUGUAUUUUCUGAUGUGAGAUUACUGCCGCAUGUCAUAUGAUAAGCACGUUGAUAAGGCAAAAGCAGCAAUUUCAAAAGUUUUUUUUUCUUUUGUUAUUUGUCAAGAGUGGAAAAUUGAAGACACAUUUUUCCACUGAGUGAGUGCCCAGUCUGGAAGUCCUGAUUUGAAGUGGAUGCAGUUUGUCAGGUGUCCAGAUAGCAAUUCCUAAAUUCUGACAUCCUCCGCUCAUCAUGUCUCCCAGCACUUUUUACAUCACUACACAAUGCCAGAUAGUUAGAUAAUGUUAGACGAGGGAUGGCAAUGUGGAGAUGUUCUCAGCAGUGGUGAGAAGUAUUCAGAUUUUAUACUUAUGGGAAAGUAGCACUACUACCACACUGUACAAAUACUCAAGUAGCAGUACAAAAGUAUUUGCAUCAAACUGCACCUAAUUGUUUAGAGGGGAAAAUACUCAC